Molecule: messenger RNA, 588 nt
Organism: Priceomyces carsonii
Lineage: Eukaryota; Fungi; Ascomycota; Pichiomycetes; Serinales; Debaryomycetaceae
Gene: SNL1
Product: Snl1p
Exons: 1
Coding region: 1-588 (195 amino acids)
Molecular function (GO): protein-folding chaperone binding
Source: RefSeq, a predicted model, not a curated record
AUGGACGAUUUCAAUCAAUGGAAGGACACGGCAAUCAAAGGUUUUAAGAGCAGUUUUCAAAGUGCAAAUUCGUUAGUUCGUUCUAAGUAUGAAGAAUUAAAACCACAAAUCGACCAACUAGCUUAUGAAAAAGAAAAAGUGCUCGAUGACUUCAAGGAAUUGAAAGUCACUCCUAUCACAACUACCAUAUCUCUUGCAGCAUUAAUUGCGUUCCUCUUUUUAGGCAAAUUCGUUUUUUCCUCGUCAAAUAAAAGCUCAAAGGUUUCAAAGAGCCAGAAAAAGAAGCUGAAAAAGGUACCGAAGUUGAAGAAAGCCAAUUUGGAGAUUGGGCAAAUCUUAAAUUAUGUUGAAGCAGAAUAUGUUCCCCAGAUUCAAGAUUACUUUGAAAAUGCUCUUAAAUUGAAGCCCGAGGAGAGCGAGUACAAAUUUAACUAUUUGCAAGAAAUGCUACUUAAAGAAUUGAUGAAACUUGACGGUAUCGAAGUCUACAGUAAUGACGUUUUGAGAGAGAAUAGAAAAAAAGUAAUUAAAUUUAUCCAAGACUACCAGAGGGCUUUAGAUAAAUUCAAAAAGGAAAAUGACUUUUGA